AGAAAAAAAUAACACAAACAAAGAAACAAAAGGAAAACAAAAAUAUCCAAGAACGUAAUUAGACGACGACACAGUCCAUUUUGUUCAUUUGGUAAUUAAAUUUCAACAAUGUCGGAGAUCAAGUCCAUGGAACAUGCCACCUUGAAGGUUCCCUACGAGGUUAUCAACAAAAAAUUUCGAGUCGCCCAGAAAUCUGUCGACAGGGAAGUGGAUCAAAUUCAAAAUUAUUCAAAGGAAGUUGAAAAGGCUUUGAUGCAUCGUCCCGUAAUUUCCGACGUCAGCAAGCUGGUGGGCAAUGUCGUACAACGUUUACAGGUCCUUAAAAGGAAAUCAGACGAGGCCAUUGGCGAUGAAUUGAAUGCUAGUUUUAUUUGCAAACGAAAAUUGGAACAUUUAAAGGAAAUAGUUCAACGUGAUAGCAACACCAGUGAAGAGGUGUGGCAGGCAUCAAUUGACCAAUGGAAACGCGUACGUAUGGAUCGUAUGGUUAUAGAGCAUUUAUUGCGUAUGGGUUAUUAUGAAACUGCUGAGCGACUGGCUAAUUAUUCGGACAUUCGUCAUCUCACAAAUCUAGACAUUUUCCAUACCUCAAGGGAGGUGGAGGAGGACUUGGCUGCUCAUAAAACCACUAAAUGCAUUCUAUGGUGCUUGGAUAACAAGUCAAAGUUGAGAAAAAUCAAUUCUAAUAUUGAAUUCGAUUUGCGUGUACAAGAAUUUGUUGAGCUAAUACGUAAAAAUCAGAGAACAGAAGCUGUCGUACAUGCUCGUAAAUACUUUCCAGCAUUUGAGAAGACACAAAUCAAGGAAAUUUGUGAAUGCAUGGCUUUGUUGGCCUACCAACCAGACACCACAAUUGAACCCUAUCGCAGCCUCUUCGACAUUAACCGCUGGAACAAUCUUGUUCUCAAGUUUCGUAAUGAGAACUAUCGACUAUUUCAACUUUCAGCCCAAUCCUUGCUCAGUAUUGCCGUACAGGCUGGCCUGUCAUCACUGAAAACUCCUCACUGUUAUUCAUUUAAUUGUAAAAAUCUGAAUUGCCCUGUUUGUCAAGAAGAUUUUAAUCGCAUUGCCAAGACCUUGCCCUAUUCGCAUUGUGUACAGAGUCGUUUAAUUUGUCGCAUCACUGGCCUCCCAUUGAACGAACACAAUUUGCCCAUGAUGCUGCCAAAUGGACAGAUAUUUGGACAAUUAGCAAUACCCGAAAUUACCAAAGAAAAUGGAACAGUAUUGUGCCCCAUAACGAAUACGAAAUUUACUAAUCCCAAAAUUGAAAAGGUUUUCGUCAUGUAAAAGAAGUAGGAGAAAAUAUGUUUUUAUAUCUUAAUUGAUCAAUUGCCAUCAAUUUUUCGAAUUAUAUUAUAUGCUAACUAACACACACACCCAAUUCUUAGUAUGUAAUGAAACUAAACUAUAUCGUCAUGAAUUAUCUUAUUUUAGAAAUUAAAUUUUAUUUUGAAAUAAAGAGAAAGAAUAAAAAAUGA
Musca domestica (house fly) is the source of this 1481-nucleotide messenger RNA. It is a transcript of the gene Kaz, whose product is annotated as E3 ubiquitin-protein transferase MAEA. The transcript has a single exon. Gene Ontology annotation, cellular component: nucleus; GID complex; cytoplasm. Gene Ontology annotation, biological process: proteasome-mediated ubiquitin-dependent protein catabolic process. The coding region runs from base 109 to 1290 and encodes 393 amino acids. The record is from RefSeq and is a predicted model, not a curated record. Gene Ontology annotation, molecular function: protein binding; ubiquitin protein ligase activity. NCBI's taxonomy places the organism in Eukaryota, Metazoa, Arthropoda, Insecta, Diptera, Muscidae.